Molecule: messenger RNA, 3589 nt
Organism: Gymnodraco acuticeps
Lineage: Eukaryota; Metazoa; Chordata; Actinopteri; Perciformes; Bathydraconidae
Gene: ubash3ba
Product: ubiquitin associated and SH3 domain containing Ba
Molecular function (GO): protein binding
Source: RefSeq, a predicted model, not a curated record
CAUCGUAUGGCCCUGCCUCGACAUUUUUCAUCAUACUACCUCAUCUACACAAUAGUACACACAGCGCUUGGGUGUGGGUGUGUUGCUCAGUUUAGUUCUUGUUCAGCAUGAGAUCUUACCGUACAGGACUUCCGGUCCCCUCACACAUCUGUGUACUGUCCCUUUAACUAAGGGGGCCGCACAGUUGAAGCUGCAAUAUUUUACAGGCUGCUCCUCCGCUCACUCAGGACCCAUUCAUAAAUAACACAUCGUGUGGAAAAGAGAGCUCAUACAGCAUCUGAUUUUUAAUUAAUCGGAACUAGGGACGAGGUGAAAUCAGACAUGUUCACCUCGGCCGUGGACUGUGUAUCGGGGGCACAGCUGAGAGAGCAGGAGUGACUUCCCAUGGCUGACCCCCCUGCUGAUGGUUUUGACUUUAUGUGCGAACCAUCAGGAGGCAGCUUGAUCCAGCUCGGAGCAUUUGUCAAACCCAGAAAAAUGCUCGUUUCCUCCGAAGGUUUCCUGCGUGUUUCCGCCUUUCACAACUAACCCUGGUUUAAGCCGCUUUCAUCCUUCUUUUUUAUUAUUCUUUGUUUAAUUAAAUGAAAAUACAUCAGAGGAGCCGAGGACCUGACAUGCCGAUGGAGCAGUGAGUUAUGGCAGCCAAAGAGGAACUGUACGCCAAAGUGACGCCGCGGAGGCAGCGCCAGAGCCGGCCGAGCACCGUCAAACAUGGGACCACUCUGGACGUGCUGCUGUCCAUGGGCUUCCCCAAGACCAGGGCAUUGAAAGCUCUGGUUUCCACAGGAGGGAAAAACGUGCAGGCAGCUUGUGACUGGCUCUUCUCCCAUGUAGACGACCCCUUCCUGGACGACCCUCUGCCCAGAGAGUAUGUGUUGUAUAUGCGCCCCAGCGGAGUCCUCCUCCAGCAGCUGUCUCACUUCUGGCAGCAGUCCCCGCGUCUCUGUGGAAAGAACAAGGCCCACAACAUCUUCCCCCACAUCACCCUCUGCCAGUUCUUCAUGUGUGCCGAUGGGAAGGUGGAGGCUCUGACCGAAGCUCUGCAGGCAACCGUGGCCAAGUGGAAGGGUCUUAUCCCCAUGCCCCUCCCCCUGGAGCUCUACACCUCCUCCACCUUCAUCGGCCUCUUUGUGGAGGAGCAGAUGGCCGAGGUGCUGAAGACUUUCGCCUUGGACUUUGCCACCGAAGCCACAGCUAAAGCAGAUGUUCACGUCGAGCCUCAUAAGAAACAACUUCAUGUCACGUUGGCGUAUCACUUCCAAGCCAGUCACCUUCCGAAUUUGGAGAAGUUGGCCAAAACGGUGGAGGUGUCUUCAGGCUGCGACUGGCUGGCCGUGCUCUACUCCCGGGACAUUCGCUUUGCUAAUCAUGAGACGCUGCAAGUCAUGUACCCGUACGUGCCUCAGAAUGAUGACGAGCUGGAGCUGGCGCAGGGAGACUUCAUCUUCAUGUCCCCUGUGGAGCAGAGCAGUGCCAGUGAGGGCUGGGUGUUCGGCACCUCGCUGGGCACGGGGCUGUCCGGCCUGCUGCCUGAGAACUACGUCAACCGCGCUGAUGAGUCUGACACCUGGGUCGUCCACGGGUCUCACUCCGUGCUCACCAGUGCCUCUCCGUCUAUCUCCGGCAGCAGCGUGGCGGGGUCAUUGUUUGACGGACAGCUGAACGACAGUCUGUUUGACACUCUCAUGGAUCCUCCCGGCCUUACUGGCCUCUGUCCUCCUAUGCAGGUGUUGAGGCCAACCUGUCAGUCUUCCCUGUCCAAGAUGAGACUGUUUGUGUGUCGCCAUGGCGAGAGGAUGGACGUGGUGUUUGGGAAAAACUGGGUCUCUCAGUGCUUUGACGCCAAAGGCCGAUACAUUCGCUCCAACCUCAACAUGCCGUCCAGCCUGCCAGCCAGAAGUGGAAGUCACCGGGACUACGAUAAAGAUUGUCCAAUUACUGUGUUCGGCUCCACCCAGGCCCGACUUGUAGGUGAAGCUCUGUUGGAAAGCCACACAGGAAUAGACUUUGUUUACUGCUCGCCUUCUCUUCGCUGCGUCCAGACUGCUCAGAACAUUCUGCAGGGUCUCCAGCAGGAGGCAAAGACAAAAAUCCGUGUGGAGCCUGGGUUGUUUGAAUGGACCAAGUGGGUUUCAGGCACAAGUUUACCCGUGUGGAUCCCCCCAGCUGAGCUGGCUGAUGCUAACCUGAAUGUGGACACAACGUACAGACCUCAUAUUCCCGUAAGCAAGUUGACAGUAUCAGAAAGCUACGACACCUACAUCAGCAGGAGCUUCCAAGUAACCCGUGAGAUCCUGACAGACAGCAAAAACCUGGGAAACACGGUCCUGAUUGUGGCCCAUGCUUCCUCCCUGGAGGCCUGCACUCGUCAGAUACAGGGCCUCAGCCCGCAGAACUCCAAGGACUUUAUCCAAGUUGUCCGAAAGAUUCCUUACUUGGGUUUUUGUGCUUGUGAAGAAUUGGGAGAGACCGGGGUGUGGCAGCUGGUCGACCCGCCCAUCUUGCCUCUGACACAUGGACCCAAUCACAGCUUCAACUGGAGGGAAAUGCUAAUGCAAGACUGAAGGAUUUGCUCUUUGGCUCUCUUAUCUUUUGGUGACCCUGAACUGCUGAAAGAAAUAUUUAUAUUUAACCCACUCUGCUCUAAAUCCAGCCCAACUACCAAAAAAAAAGGAAAGAAGAAAAACCACGUCUGGCUUCCUUCAAAGACAUCAUGCAAAAAAAUAAAUGCAUUUAUUGAAGCAAAUGUAUUCAGACACACAGCUCAGGAAUGAGAAAAAAAUAUGAGCCACAGAUAGAAUUGCAGUUUGGUGUUUUGAGAAGACUUGCUGAUGAAUCAGGUUUAUUGCCAUGAAGUGACGUUAAGUCUGUGACUCCUCUUCAGGCAGGGCGGUGAAGACUUCACACACUGUGACAAGAAGUAGACGAGAAAGACUACCACCACAGAAAUAUUUUUCCAUGUGUCAGAAACUAUUAUUUAACUUGUAGCUAAGACCCUCCCGCAAAAAAAAAAAAAAAGCACAAAAGAAAUGUUGACAAUCAGACAGGGGAAAACUGAUCUUCAUUGUUUCUGGUGCCGAGAUGGGUGGUUUAUGAUUCCUGUAAAUGUCAUAUCAUUAAGUGAUUUUCUCUAAGUUAACAUUUAAUUGCCAACAUGAAUCGUUUUACUUUCCUGCAAUGCAGUUUUAUUACCACCACAGGAGCAACCAAGGCUUAAGAAAAUGUAUAUAAUUUAAUACAGACCGCUUUUGGGUGCAUUGACUAAAAAUAUUUGCUUGUUAAUCACAGCAGCACUGUUGAAUUUCAUGUUUUUUGUUAUGUCAGAUGAUUUAAAUGCUUACUGCCUAUACCAACUGUUUGUUAUUUGAGACCAAGCAUCUAUUGAUACUCUCAAAAAUGAAUAAAGCAAGGAUGUGAAUAUAUGAAGGCCUAUACAUAUAAGCCUGUGCCAUGUGUUCUGUAAAAAAAAAAAUCACUUCUUUACAUAAGAUAUUAGUGAGAAUUAAGUAGCUCAUAAUUUUUGGUACUGUUUUACACAAAUAGCUUUGCAGUUGUUUAUUAAAUAAAGAUAUGCAGGCAUUGCAAUGAA